AUUUUUAGAGAGAGAGAGAGAGUAGCACUUGGAUUUCGUUCCCAACUUCCGCACUUUUUUUCCCUCUCUCUCUCUCUACAUUCUCAUUUACAUUGCGUGUGUUGUGUUGUGCGUCCCUUCCUUUCCAUUUCCAAAUUUCUCUAUUUUUUUUCUUCUUUCUGUUGAAUCUGCUCUGAGGGUUUUGCUCUUUGAUUCUUCUCUUUUUCUUUUCAUUUUCAAAGUCAAUCUCCCCUCUCAAUUCAUCUUGGUAGGGAUCACACUGUCUUUGUUCCUUCCAAGAUGGAUUUCGUCGGAAAAAUCGUUAAGAAAGAGUUGAAAGGUGUUGGGAUUGUCUCCGGAACUGUGAAAUCUCACGACUCUUCGUCGGGUUUUCUCGAGAUCGUUUACGAAAACGGUGAUUGCGAGGAGUUGGAAGUCUCUGAAGUUGCUUCGCUCUUGGAAAUUCAACUGGAGGUUCCUAAGGUCAAGGCUCGUGCUGGUCGGAAACCCAAAAAAAGACGCCGUGUUCAGACGAAGUGCGAAACGACCGCGUUUUCAGGUAAUGUCAGUGAUAAUUUUGUGGCGGGUAGUGAAUUUAGCGGGACUUUGAAUGGUGAUGAUUCUAGUGGCGGGAAUGAAGGGAAUCUUGUAGGAAAUGGGAAUGGUAGUGGGAGUGUUGAACAACUAGGAAAUGAAAUUGGUUUUGGUUUUAAUGAGAAUUUGAAUUUGAAUGGUGUUCCUGAUAAUAGUAUUAAUAAUAAUAAUAUUAUUAAUAUUAAUAAUAAUGAUGGAAAUUGUGUUAAAGAUGGUAUUGAUUUGAAUGCCGGGCUUGAUUUGAAUGAGGAUAUUGAUGUGAAUGGUGUUUGUGAUUCGGCUUUUAAUGAUGAGGGUAGUUUGAAGAGAAGAGACUGCAUUGAUUUGAAUUUGGAUGUGAAUGAUGAGGUUGAUGUGAAUUUUGAUGUGAAUUUGGGAGGGGAAACUUUGAGGCAGGAAUGUGUAUUUGAUUUGAAUGUGGGUGUGUGUGAAGAAGUUAAGGAAGCUCAGGGUUGUGCUGACGGAAAUGGGUAUUCUGAGGUAGAUGGUGUGACGAGGCAGCUGCUAGAAGAAGAGUCGGAUGUUAAGCACAGGUCUACGGGAGGUGAUGGUGUUCUAGGUAAUUUGAAUUGUGCCUCUGAUGCUAUCAAACUGGAGGAGUUUCAUGUUUCGGUUGGGCAUAUAGCUGAAGAUGCUUCUUUGUGUUUGAUCGAGGAAAAGGAAGGUCAUGAUGGCAAAGAAAAUGUGGCGGCUGUUGACCCUCUUCGGGUUUCGGAUGAUAUUUCUGUUAGGGAUUUUGAUUAUGUUUCCUUUGAAGCCGGUGCUGCCGUAGUUAAUGAAUACCAAAAUGAUCCGGGAAGUCUAUGCAAACAAGGAAGUAAUCAGAGGAAGAGAAGAAAAGUAUCAGACAAUCUAAAAGCCACUCCGGACACGGCUUUGAGGAGGAGUUCUCGCCGGGCAUCAGCUAGAAAACGAGUUUCAAGUGCAGUAUCAGUGGAGAUGAUCGAUGAUCCUUUGUCGUCCCUGGAAACCAGUGUAACAGAAGAAAAACUUUUGAUGCUGGGAAAUGAGAAACAUGAACAGUGCAAUGUUCCUAUUCCGAAGCUGCAAUUGCCCCCUUCUUCUCAAAAUUUGAAUUUAGAUGACAUUCCUGUUCUUGAAUUUUUUUCUGUAUAUUCUUGUUUAAGAUCGUUCAGUACCUUGUUAUUUUUGAGUCCAUUUGAGUUGGAAGAUCUUGUAGCUGCACUAAAAUCUGAAACCCCCAAUGCAUUAUUUGACAGCAUUCAUGUUUCUAUUUUGCAAACUCUGAGAAAGCAUUUGGAUUUUCUUUCCAAUGAGGGUUGCCAAUCUGCAUCCAUUUGCCUGAGGAAUCUUAACUGGGAUUUCUUGGACUUGAUCACAUGGCCCAUUUUCAUGGCCGAGUACCUUCUGAUUCAUAGUUCACAAUUUAAAACUAGUUUUGAUGCUAACCUCUCAAUGUUCAGAACUGACUACUACAAACAACCUGUAAUUUUGAAGCUUGAGAUUCUUCAGUACCUGUGUGAUGAUAUGAUUGAAGCAGACACCAUAAGGUCAGAGCUUAACAGAAGAUCUUUGGUAACAGAGACCGGUAUGGGUUUUGAUCAGAAUAUUUAUUUUGACAAGAAAAAGAGAGCUGUAAUGGAUGUUUCUGGUGGCUCUUGCUUGACUGAGGAGAUUGUGGACAGCACAAAUGACUUGAACAGUGAUGAAUGUUGCCUUUGCAAGAUGGAUGGUAAUUUAAUAUGUUGUGAUGGUUGCCCCUCUGCAUUCCACUCAAGGUGUGUCGGGCUUGCAAGUGACAAUCUGCCUGAAGGUGACUGGUAUUGCCCCGAGUGUGCUAUUGGCACGCACCGGGAUUGGAUGAAAUCGCGAAGGUCACUUCGAGGAGCAGACUUGUUGGGAAUUGAUCCUCAUGGCUGUCUUUAUUUUGGUAGCUGCGGUUACCUGUUAGUUUCAAACUCAUUAGACGCAGGGUCCUUGUUCAAAUACUACCAUAGAAAGGAUAUACACGGUGUAAUUGAAGUUCUAAAGACUAUGGAUACUUUUAAUCGAGACUUAUUAAUGGCUAUCUACAAGCAUUGGGAUAUUCCGGCUAACUUAAAUGCAGGGGCUAGUAACUCCACAGUCUUUAAUCAAAUUUCCUGCAAGAACAUGCAAAUGACGGCUGAAUAUUAUGCUAAGCCUACAUCUUCAGCACCUCUUACUUCUUCAGAAACUUGUAUGGACAAGAAUCCGGUUGACAAUCAGAAAAAGUUGGAGAAAAAUUCAACUAUUGACUGUUGUACUCACGAUGGCCAAGACUUCCGAAAAGUUGGGAACCAAUUAGACUCUGUAACAACAAUCGAGAGUCCUUGUAUUGCCUCAGAAGGAUCAGCUGAUACCGCACAUAUGAGAUCAGGCAUUGAGAGUGUUCAGAUGCACAGGAUAUAUGAUUCCAUAGGUGUUAGCAGUACCCCUUAUACUAACAAUAAGGAUACAUCACAAGCACCUAGUGGGACUGACUACAUAAACUAUUACAGCUUUGCGAGGGUGGCCUCAUUAGUUGCGCAGGAGUUGAUGUGUAAGUUACCUGAAAAGAACAAUAAGAAUAUUAUAAUGACUGAAGAAGAAAUAAUUUCUGACCAAGCAAAGGCAAUCAUGAAGAUGUCCACCAACUUUUGUUGGCCAAGUAUUCAAAACUUGAACUCAGCUGCUCAAAAUGAAAAAUGCGGGUGGUGCUUUUCUUGCAAGGUUGCAAAUGAUGACAGAGAUUGCUUGUACGUUUCUGUGGUGAAACCUCUUUCUGAAGUGUCUAAAAGUACUUCAGUCGGGCUUCAACCCGGGAAAAUCCAGAGUGGACAUCUUAGAGAGAUAAUAUGCCAUAUUUUCUCUCUCGAGGUUCGAUUACGGGGUCUUUUAUCGGGUCCUUGGUUGAAUCUGCAUCAAACGAAUCUUUGGCAUAAGGAUCUUUUGAAGACGUCUGAUUUUCUUCCUGUUAAACGAUUAUUGCUUCUUUUGGAAUCCAAUUUGAGACAUCGUGCACUUUCAGCUGAUUGGUUGAAGCAUGUGGAUUCUGUGGCCACUAUGGGAUCUGCCACUCAUAUUGUGGUUGGUUCAGCGCGCACAUCCUCAAGGCAUGGUGUUGGAAGGAAAAGAUCCAGGCAUUCAAAUAUUGAAUCCAGUUCAGCUUCAAACACUACUGGUGGUUUGGGAAUGUAUUGGUGGAGAGGUGGUAGGGUUUCCCGAAAGUUGUUUAAUUGGAAGGUUUUGCCUCGGUCCUUUAUUACCAAAGCCGCUAGACAAGCUGGGCGUACAAAGAUACCAGGUAUUUUAUAUCCUGAGAAUUCAGAUUUUGCAAAGAGAAGCCGGUAUGUUGCCUGGCGGGCUUCUGUUGAGAUUUCAACAAGUGUUGAGCAGCUUGCUUUACAGGUUAGAGAACUAUAUUCAAACAUAAGGUGGCAUGAUAUUGAGAAUAACCAUCCUCUAUAUGUGUUGGACAAGGAAUCUAGAAAAUCUGUCAGGCUAUUCAAAAAGGCAAUUGUACGCAGAAAGUGCACAGAUGGACAAUCAGUGAAAUACCUUCUUGAUUUUGGGAAGAGAAGGGCUAUUCCAGAUGUUGUUAUUAAACAUGGCUCUUUGUUGGAACAACCCUCGAGUGAGAAGAAAAAGUAUUGGCUGAACGAGUCUUAUGUUCCUUUACAUCUUGUAAAAAAUUUUGAGGAAAGAAGAAUUGUCCGCAAGUCCAAUGAUAAGACGCUCGGAAAAUUUCUUGAGAUUGGUAGAGUAAAGAGGGUUCCUGAACAAAGGGGUUUUUCAUAUUUGUUUUCUAGAAUGGAAAAAUCUAAUUUUCAUCAGUGUGGGCAUUGCAAAAAAGAUGUUCCAAUCAGUGAAGCUGUGAGUUGCCUUUAUUGCAAAGGAUUUUUCCACAAGAGGCAUGCCAAGAAAUCAGGUGGCACAAGAGCUACUGAAUGCACAUAUUCAUGUCGCAGAUGCCAGGAUGGGUUGCAUGUAAAGACUAAUACUAAUAAAAGGAAAAUUGGCUCAAAACUGCAAAAGAUUCAAUCACAGAAUUGUAAGAGUGUCCCUUUGGUUUGUAAAUCAGUGAAACUUAAAGGCAAGAAAAAGGCAUCAAGUAAGGUGCAGCAGGUGAUAUCUCGAAACAGUAAGAACAUCUCAUCAAUUGUACCUCUUCGUCGUUCUACUAGGAAGGCUAAAUCAUUGUAUCUGCGCAAUCAAAUGAUUGGAGGACGUAAAAAUGGAAUUCAAAGUAAAAGGAAUGUAGGACGUAAAAAAGGAAAGCAAAGUAAAUCCAAGAAAGUGACGUCUCAAAAGCCCAAGGAACCUACUGGACAGCAUAAAAAAUUUGCAGUCACUCGCGCAUGUAAGAAAAGAACAGAACUCUGUAACAGUUACUGGCUUAAUGGUCUUCGGUUUUCUAGAAAGCCAAAUGAUGAACGAGUAAUGCUUUUUAAAGAGAAAAAGCAUAUUACCUCUGAAGAUUUUUCUGGUUCCCGUGAUUGUCCUAAAUGCUGCCUUUGUUGUGGAGAUGAAGCUACAUCAAAUUACAUUGCUUGUGAAAUUUGUGGAGAUUGGUUUCAUGGGGAUGCUUUUGGUCUCUCUGUAGAGAAUGCCAGACAACUUAUUGGAUUUAGGUGCCAUGUGUGUCGUGAUAGGAUUGCUCCGAUCUGUCCCCACGUGAAGAUUAAUGCGUUGUCUCACACUGAACAGGAUGCUACAAUUGAGUGUCAAGAGGAAUGAUCUAACCGUGUUUCUCUCCAACCUCUGAGUGAGGUGUAAUGGUUUGCUUUGAAAGGACGUGGCUGGACAUCGGCUUGUAGGGUUAUUUUUCUCCCUGCAAGGAUAUGGUGGCAAAUAUUUAUUUUUGUUAAAAAAAAAAGAUUUUUCUUUAUAGCUGUAAAAGGAAUGAUUGCUUGACUGGCUUCUUCUCUGAUGUGUGCCUUCUGUUUCAACCUUCUUGGAAAGAGAGAAGAACAAAGAAACUACAAGCUUGAUAGUGCAGAAAGGCAGAAGAUAGUUGCAAUCAGGACACAGAAUUCAUACAUCAAUUGCAUUCAUGAUUGUUAUUCUAACCCAUCAGCAUUGAUUGUUGUACUGUAGAAUUUUUUUUUUAAAAAAUUUAAGGAUUGCCCCCCCUUGUCUGGUUCCUUCAAAUCAAAUUUUGUAGGAAUCAGUACAUAAAUCGUUACUGAUUUUAGUGAAUCGAAUAUUGGUAAUCAUUAUGAAUUGUUGACAGACCAUUGCUUUGUAAGGAGAGGUUUUUGCAACUUUGCCGUUUCCUAUAGGAAUCAUUUUGGAUGGCACUCAAUUGGAAAUUACUUGGGUCUUUUAUAUUCAAA
This is a messenger RNA of Cicer arietinum (chickpea), 5870 nucleotides long. NCBI's taxonomy places the organism in Eukaryota, Viridiplantae, Streptophyta, Magnoliopsida, Fabales, Fabaceae. The record is from RefSeq and is a predicted model, not a curated record.